Angiostrongylus costaricensis is the source of this 369-nucleotide messenger RNA. NCBI's taxonomy places the organism in Eukaryota, Metazoa, Nematoda, Chromadorea, Rhabditida, Metastrongylidae. The record is from the annotation of a GenBank genome assembly.
AUGCACGUACACUUGCAUCAGAGUCCUUGCAUAGAAUACUUGCUCAUGCAAGCAAGAAGAAUAAAGUGCGACGUCAUCGGCCUGUCCGAGACGAGAAGACGCCAGUCUUUCAACGACAUUUAUGACAGCGGAGAAGAACUGUUCCUCGUGGCAUGCGGCAGUGGAGUCGACGGCGUCGGCGUUCUCGUCAACAGGACUUUGUCCAUGAACAGCGGUUCAUUCGAACAGAUUGUAACCCGAAUCGGACGUUUACGAUUAAAAAGACGUGGAUCAAUUCCAGCUUUGACAAUCUUCGUCGUUUACGCGCCGACAUCAAACUAUGACGAAGAAGAAGUCGAAGCGUUCUAUAUGGACUUGGAGAAGUUCUAA